Molecule: messenger RNA, 1259 nt
Organism: Ficedula albicollis (Collared flycatcher)
Lineage: Eukaryota; Metazoa; Chordata; Aves; Passeriformes; Muscicapidae
Product: dual specificity protein phosphatase 13-like
Exons: 5
Coding region: 439-1035 (198 amino acids)
Biological process (GO): negative regulation of MAPK cascade; protein dephosphorylation
Cellular component (GO): cytoplasm
Molecular function (GO): protein tyrosine/serine/threonine phosphatase activity; MAP kinase phosphatase activity
Source: RefSeq, a predicted model, not a curated record
UUCUGGCUGUUCCCCAUUGCAUCAGGGAAGUGGUGCUGAGCUAAUCCAGGGAGGCGUCGAGGCGCGAGCUGUAUUUAGAGUCAGCCACCUGCUUGGGAACAUCAAGCGGCAGAAAGAGCCUGCUUCAGCAAAAACCUCCCCUGUGCAUUCCGCAGCAGCGGCUUCCAGCAGGCCCUCCCUCCUCUGCCUGGCUCUGCAGGAGGCCUCCAAAGGGCUCAGCACCUGAAGACAGACCCUGCCAGCCCAGGAAUGCUCUGAGCCUGGCACUCCCUCUGCCCAGGAACUGCCAGAUAUUUUGGACAGCUGCAAGGUGGGAUUAAAUCACGUGGGUGAAGAGUGGCCUAAUCUCUACAUAGGCAAUAUACAGCUUCUUCACCAAACUGAGGAAAACGAAAAGCUGUCUCUGAUACAGCCUGAGUGCAUGCAAGGGAGCAGAAGAUGCCUCACACCAGAAACUCUUCAUCUCUGACAAGCAGCACUUCCUAUGAAACACCAGCACUAUCAGAUCUCCAGCAGCUCCUGUGGCUCAGAGGAGGCUCUGAUAAUCAUGUGGACCAAGUCUGGCCAAAUAUCUACCUGGGAGAUGCGUGGGCUGCUAGGAGCAAAACUACACUUCAAAGCCUCAACAUUACUCAUAUCCUUAAUGCAGCAGAUGGACCAUAUAGCAUCAACACGGGAGCCAAAUAUUAUGCAGAUCUGCAAAUAGAGUACUAUGGAGUGGAAGCAUUUGAUGAUCCUUCCUUCAAUUUAAGUACCUUCUUCUAUGAUGCUGCCAAUUUCAUAGGCAAGGCCUUAAACUCUCCAGGAGGUAAGGUGUUUGUUCAUUGUGCCAUGGGAGUGAGCCGCUCAGCAACUUUAGUGCUUGCCUUCUUAAUGAUCCAUGAAAACAUGACACUGGUGGAUGCCCUGAAGACAGUGAGUGCUCACAGAAACAUCUGCCCAAAUUCGGGGUUCCUCAGCCAGCUCCGGGACUUGGACAUUAAACUGACUGAAGAGAAGAAAGGAACCAGAGCAUCUGCUACCAAAGGCCUGUAAGAAAGUAUUGCUGAAAGAAAGAGGACAAAAUCUUGUUUGAGUUGCCUGUAUCUCUUAUAGAUGAACAGCAUUUAUAAAUUUAGGACACAAGUUUAUGAGACACCAGGACGCAUGUUAUUAAUAAAAAUAGAUUUUCCUUGAUCUUUCCAUUUUGCAAAGCCUUCCUAGAUUUAUAUUUAUGAUUGGUUGUAUACUCUAUCCUUCACUCUCCACCUUAAAACAUU